UAUAUAAUUGUACACAUUUUCGAGGAAUUCUAGUUUGUUUAGUUUUCUAAUCGUAUGUUUGAUCUUACGCAAGGCGCACCCAUUUUUUGUUCAUUUUUUCUUUUCUUAUACAAUUUGCUUAAGAAUCCUCGGAUCUCUCUAAAAAAAUCCAUUGAUUUUACUCUCAAUAAUAAUGCUCUUCUUCUCUCUCUAAUCCGAUAGUCUUGGAUUCAACAGAUAAACAUUUACCUGAGCAAAUUAAUAUACAAUCGUAUACACGGAAGGGUGAUUGCGUGUGAAAAUUGCGUUUGAAAUGGCAUGUGAAAGAUUAUAGAGAAGAUUUGGGGUCCAAGAAAAAAUCAAAUUCCAAUAAGAAUUCUCUCUGUGUCUGAAGAUAAAGACAUGUCGAUCUCAGGACUUCGUGUUAAGCAUGAAAAAGAACUAGAAAAUUUGACUCUGAUAACACAGCCUGUCAGAACACUGAAGUUUUUCAUUCUAGCUGUUGUUAAGUACCUCAGGCGCUCAGUAGCAUAUCUUUUGUCACAUGGUGGUUGGAUUAUGCUGUUCAGUACCAUUAUUGCGAUAGCUGGGGUACUACUUGUGACUAUUGAUGGCCCUCAUGAGAAGCAUGUUGAGGAAGUUCUACGUUAUAUACAGUUUGGAUUAUGGUGGGUGGCUCUUGGCGUUGCAUCUUCUAUUGGCCUUGGAUCUGGGUUGCACACUUUUGUUCUCUAUUUGGGGCCCCAUAUUGCUUUAUUCACGAUUAAAGCAAUGCAAUGUGGCAGAAUAGACAUCAAAAGUGCUCCGUAUGAUACAAUACAAUUGAAAAGAGGCCCUUCAUGGCUUGGGAAGGAUUGUGCAGAUUUCGGACCCCCUUUGUUUUUGCCUUCACGUGGUACACAGGUUCCGCUUGGUAGCAUAUUGCCCCAGGUCCAAUUAGAGGCAAUCCUGUGGGGCCUUGGGACUGCACUUGGAGAACUUCCGCCGUAUUUUAUUUCUAGGGCAGCGAGCAUAUCAGGUGAUAGAGUGGGUGCCAUGGAAAACUUGAAUGUGUCCACAAGCGAAGAGAAUGGCAUUAUAUCUGCUAGGCUAAAUGAAAUUAAGCGCUGGUUCCUGUCACAUGCCCAAUACUUGAACUUCUUUACUAUUCUAGCUCUUGCUUCGGUGCCAAAUCCUUUAUUUGAUCUUGCAGGAAUCAUGUGUGGACAAUUUGGCAUUCCUUUUUGGGAGUUUUUUCUGGCAACAUUGAUAGGGAAAGCAAUCAUCAAAACUCACAUACAGACAGUGUUUAUUAUUUGUGUGUGCAACAAUCAACUUCUCAACUGGAUAGAAAAUGAAUUGAUUUGGGUGUUCAGUUUUGUACCUGGGUUCAACUCUAUCCUACCCAACCUAAUCGCCAAGCUUCAUUCCAUGAAAGACAAGUACAUGGCAAUGAAACCAAACGUUUCUUCAAAGAUUGAGGCGAAGAAAUGGGAUUUCUCAGUUGCUUUCAUAUGGAAUACCAUAGUAUGGUUCAUGCUGAUUGGUUUUUUCGUUAAGAUUGUGAAUGCAACUGCACAAAGGUAUCUAAAGAAACAGCAAGAAGAGGAAAUAGCUGAUUUGAAGAACAAGUCAUCGAAGAUUUCGGGUGAUUCUGAUCGUUCUCCUAGAUGAACUUCCAAUUCUUUUUCUUUUUACCUUUGUUAUGAUUAAUCGAAGUUAGAAAGUUAGAAGGUUUAGUGACAGUUAUGGUCACCAUUGAAGUUUCUAAAAUGAAUUUGCAUCUUUAAGCCUCCAGUUGGAAUUUGUAUAGAAAGAACCGAAAUUGCAGGAACCAUUAGUUCGGGGUACUGCGAGAGAACUUACAAGCAGAUGUUAACAGUUUGUGAGUUCUGAUUAUUUUUUGGCAUUGGAGGAUAAAUUACUUUCAUUCUGCUUGAUAUUUGGAUUA
Messenger RNA from Olea europaea var. sylvestris, 1909 nucleotides. Its product is annotated as vacuole membrane protein KMS1-like. The coding region runs from base 382 to 1632 and encodes 416 amino acids. The transcript has 8 exons. Lineage: Eukaryota; Viridiplantae; Streptophyta; Magnoliopsida; Lamiales; Oleaceae. The record is from RefSeq and is a predicted model, not a curated record.